UCUACAUGUGUGUGAGCACACAGAGAGUUCACCUGUAGAACGAUCUCACACUUCUGACUGUAAAAAUGAGGAGAUCUCUGAUACAGGUGUUUGGAUUCUUGAUUUCUACACUCGGUUGGCUUUUCGUCAGCUGUACAACAGCCAUGGACUACUGGAGAGUCAACUAUGUGGGAGGAAAAGGAGGUAACUGGAUGAUCAAGGCGUUGUGGUACUGGUCAAACCUGUGGAGAGACUGUGUGACAGACACUUCAUCUGUCACUAACUGCAGAGAUUAUGAUGUUCUGUGGUCAGUCACACCGUACGUUCAGGGUGUUCGAGGUCUGCUGAUGAUCGCCAUCUCUCUGGGAUUUGUAGCCAUUAUUCUCUGCUUCAUUGGAAUGGAGUGUACUUACAUCGGUGGAAGAGAGAUAUCCAAGGAUAGAACCUUAAUCUCUGGAGCAGUUCUUCAUUUUGUUGGUGGUUUGUCGUCUUGUGCAGCGUAUUGUUUAUAUACAAACAGAGUGGCCAGUGUGGCGUUUUCCCCCUCCACGGACAGAAGUGUUAUCAGGUACACAAUAGGAACACCAAUAUUUCUUGGAUUGGUUGGAAGUUUUUUCAUCAUUCUUGGAUCUGUUUUGUAUGCUAUUACAAUCACACCAAAAAGAAUGACCAAUGCAUUCAGACAAAGACCGUUGAGCGGCCGUUCUGUCCGGCGCACAGCCAUUAAAACACAUCACACAACAUCAAGAGAUCGGUGGAACGGCUCCAGGACAUCACACACCGAUCAUGAGAAAAUAUCUGUCAGAGACACUUUUGUGUGAACCUGAUGAUCCAUCAAAGACAUUUCUGCCUCUGCUUACAAAUGUAAAGAAAGCAUAUAGUUUUAUAUUUGCAUUUAUCAAAAUAAUUAGGCUACACACUUUAAGUUUGUUAUAUGAGUUUACAAAGAGAGUUUGUGUGUGUGUGUCAUGUAUAUUAAACAUGAUUUAUGCUUUGUAGAACAAAAGCAUGGCUUUGUUUUUUGGGAAAAGGUGAGAUGUUUAUAUAUGUUUUAUAUUCACAGAAUACAACUGAAAACAAACAUCUUUGUAAUAUUACUCACGGAGCUCUUGUUCUUCACUGGCUAUCUGUGUGUUAUAGAGUAGAUUUUAAAAUCCUUUAAGUCAUUAAAUGGGUCAGCGCCGUCCUACCUUGUGAUCUGUUGACAGUCCAUCAACAAGAGCUCAUAGGUUCACCAAUCUGAAGCUCAUACUGGCUCUAGAUCUAUCGGCUCAAGACUCGGGAGAUCGAAUGUUCUCCAUAGUUGCUACAAGAACUUGAAACAUUCAGCUUACACAAACUAGAACCGCCCCUAUCGCUUGACAAUUUUAAAUCAAGGUUAGAACUUUUUUAUUCAAUUUGUCCCAUAACACAUGAUUGUUGAUGGAGUUAUCUUGUCUUGAUGUUCUGUAGUUUUAUCUGUGACUCUGUCAUUGUGUUAUAUUUUUAAGGGUUU
This is a messenger RNA of Triplophysa dalaica, 1474 nucleotides long. It is a transcript of the gene cldn10l2, whose product is annotated as claudin-10. Gene Ontology annotation, biological process: cell adhesion; bicellular tight junction assembly. Bases 66 to 800 code for a protein of 244 amino acids. Gene Ontology annotation, cellular component: plasma membrane; bicellular tight junction. The transcript has 5 exons. Gene Ontology annotation, molecular function: structural molecule activity. The record is from RefSeq and is a predicted model, not a curated record. NCBI's taxonomy places the organism in Eukaryota, Metazoa, Chordata, Actinopteri, Cypriniformes, Nemacheilidae.